AUGCCAACAUGCUUACAACAAGCAAGACUGCCUCGCAUAGAUCUUCCGAAGUUUAAUGGAACGCCAGCUGAUUGGCUGUCCUUUAAGGAUCUAUUUCAAGCCUUAGUACUCGAUAAUUCUACACUAACUCCUGUUGCAAAAUUACAAUAUUUGAAGACAAGUCUGACUGGUUCGGCAGCACCUUUACUCAAGAAUACAACUCUUAUAGCGGAUAAUUUUGAAAAGGCCUGGCAAAGUGUAAUCUCCUUUUAUGAAAAUAAACGCCUGCUAGUCAACGCAGCACUAAAUUCGUUACUCACGGUCAGAAGAAUGACCAAAGAGUCAGCAAGCGAGAUGGAGCAACUAUAUACACAAGUUUUACAAAUUCACCGCUCUUUGGAAACAUUACAAAGACCCGUCUCUAUGUGGGAUGACUUUCUGGUGUUUAUAGUCUCACAACGAUUUGAUUCUGAAUCAAUCAAAGCCUGGGAACUUCAUCUGGGAAGCUCAAAGAAUCCACCGACAUGGACUCAAUUGUGUGAAUUUUUGGUAACUCGAUUACGUUCACUUCAAGCACUAGAGAAAACACGAUUCGGAAAACCUCACGUAAAACGUUAUACAAAUGCUAUCAAAGCACAUUAUCAAGGAAAGAACAAGGAAAAUAUUCCUAACAAGAAUUACAAGUGUUUAAUUUGUUCAGGGAAUCAUCAUACGUCAAUUUGUUCGCAAUAUUCGUCCAAAUCAAGAGCUCAAAAAUUAGCACUCAUUGCAAAGCACAAAUUGUGUUACAACUGUUUGGGGCCUCAUAGAAUAAUCAAUUGUUCUACUACUAGAAGAUGUCAGAAAUGUGGUAAGAGGCAUCACACCACUAUACAUCCUUGCACUACUCAACCUGCAAAAUCAACGGAUAAUAACCAAACGAAACAACCGGAAGCUCAAGUGUUGCACUCCAGCACUGGACAUAAAUCCAUCUUAUCGCAGACUCUUCUUGCUACCGCUCAAGUUCUGAUUUUUAGCCCAUACGGUAACUUUGCAAAAUCAAGAGUAUUAAUCGAUCAAGGUUCCGAAAUUUCAUUAAUCACGGAAAGAUUAGUUCAACGACUUAGAUUACCUCGUAUUCGCUCAUUUGUACCAUUGAUUGGAAUCGGAGAACAAACCUCUAAUAAAACUAAAGGACUAGUCCAUUUUAAAAUAAAACCACACUUUCGAUCCAAUUACAAGAUAUCGGUGUCUGCGCACAUUUUGCCUAAUCUUACUAGCUCAAUACCUACUGUGGAACUUGCUCAAGAAUCGUGGUCUCACUUAAACGGGUUACUACUAGCAGAUCCUCAAUUCUGUUCACCCGGCCCAAUUGAUAUUAUUUUGGGAGCCGACCUUUAUGGUCAAAUCAUAGAAGAAGGAAUCGUCAAGGGACUGGCUAACUCGCCUAUAGCCCAAUCUACAACAUUAGAAUGGAUCGUUUCUGGACCAACAAGUAAAGGAGGCUCUCAGCAAACACUACGGAGCUAUUACAUAUCUAGCAACGAAGAAAUUUGUCAUCUCAUGCAGAAAUUUUGGGAAGUGGAAUCAGUUCCCGAAACUCACCGUAACUCUUUGACCGCUGAAGAACAAACUUGUGAGAAUCACUUCAUAGCCACGCAUUCUAGAGACACCCACGGAAGAUAUAUUGUUAAGCUGCCUUUUAAGAGUUCAGUCAAGAAUUUAGGUGAUUCUAAACGAAAGGCAACACUCCUAUGCAGCAAACUAAUAAAACGUUGUUCAACUGACUCGAAAUAUGCUCAACUGUACUCAGAGUUUAUGACUAAGUAUCAGAAAUUGCGGCACAUGAUACAAGUGCCUCUUUCAAUGCCGGAACCUGACAAUGCUUUCUACCUUCCUCAACGGAGUCUGGAAAGAAAGUAG
Molecule: messenger RNA, 1881 nt
Organism: Linepithema humile (Argentine ant)
Lineage: Eukaryota; Metazoa; Arthropoda; Insecta; Hymenoptera; Formicidae
Source: RefSeq, a predicted model, not a curated record